UCCACAGAAGGCAGUACUUAAACUUGUAAGAUCUCAGAGUGAUGCCAGUUCAAUUGCAUCUGAUGACACAAUAAUAUUGCCUCAUGCAAUGACUCCAGAAAGGACCCAGAGAUGGCCGGAUGUUUGUCCAGUGCCAGCUUUUUCUUAUGAAGUAGAACUCAUACUUGUUGAGGGAAAUUUGAAUCAUGAGAGAACAGGGAAAACCCUGAAGUUAUCAAGGGGACAGAAGCAUGACAUUCUUGAAACCCUUGCAUCCAAAAUGCAUAGCUUUAAAGCAUAUCCCAGUGAUAAAGACAUUUCAGUGGUUGCAGAAGCGCUUGUCACCACCCAUCCUUGUCUUAAAGAACCAGGAACGCAGACAGGAUGGUAUGGUUGGAAAAAUAGUCUGAAGUUUAAGAUGGGUAACUUCUGCACUAAGUUGAGUCGGGCAGGAUAUAGUGAGGUAGCUGUAAAUUCUGGAAAGAGAAGCAGAAACAACCCUGACAAACAAUCUCCCCACACUGACAUAAAGAGACCAAAAAGGGCAGAAGUGAAUUUUCUCCCCAACUUUCCAAAAGGAGAAGAUGGUUCAAGCCUUGAGCGACAGAGACUCCAGAUUGUAGAUGAAGUUAUAAGGACUGACAAAAACCUCCCUCUGAUUGCAAAGUUGAUGCAGACCACCUUUUCCCUGCGACGCAAAGAGGUCAUCAAUGAUGACUUGCCUGUUGGAGAGAUCCUGGAGUUUCACAGAAUCACAAACAUCAACCUGAAGAACCACUUCUAUUCUGAGUUAGACAGACAUGUCCCUCGUCUUCAGAGUUUGUUCAGGAAGAAAGCUGCGCGCACAGGGAAGGUGUCCGAAGUCCUGGAUCAGCUCUUCAACACUUAUGACCGCCAGGAACAAGUUGACGUCAAUGUCCUCCGUGCUGCCGUCCUCCGUGCUCUCCCUACAUAUCUGCAUGAGGAUGACUCCGGAUUUCUGAAGCUGUGGGAUCAGGCCCUGUCAGAUGAACUGCAAAUCGACAACAUACCAGUUGGGCUCCUCCUGAUCAGUGCCACUUCAACAGAUGCUGCGGUAUUCUGCCCCGAGAAGGUUGCCGUUGUGCUUGAGGCGCCAAACUUUGAGAAGCCCUUUAAACUUCAGGUGGACGCAAGUGGAGUUGGUGCAGGAGCUGUACUGUUGCAAGAAGGGAAGGGGGCUAUUGAUCAUCCAGUCUGCUUCUUCUCCCGGUUUGGCGUCAUCUGGUGGUUGCGGUGGCAUGCCUGCUGGUCGUGGGGAGACUCGCCAGCUGGUCGGGGAGACUCGCCCACCUGCCUGCUGAUUGCGGAUGGGCUUCACCUGG
Messenger RNA from Labrus bergylta (ballan wrasse), 1322 nucleotides. Lineage: Eukaryota; Metazoa; Chordata; Actinopteri; Labriformes; Labridae. The record is from RefSeq and is a predicted model, not a curated record.